AUCGAGUUGGCAUAAAAGAAUCUGGUCUUCGUGUCGUGUUAUUCAUUCCUUAAUUGCGCCUUGCUUUAAUUUGUGGGUGAGCGAAAUCGGAGCUCGGCGACAUCGCCAGUUGUGCAAUACUGACUCCAGCGGUAUCUGUUAAUCCCCAACCACUUCGCAAACGUAUUUUCUUUGCCUUGCAGAUUUGCUGACUUUGUCGUUCGAGUACUCAGCGUUUAACGACCACAAUGAAUCGGCAGGCGAAAUUCCUAAUCUUGUGCCUCUUUGUGGGCCUCUUCUCCGCGAAUUUGUGCGAAGAAGCAGUGACCACACCGGCUCCAGCGGACACCACCACCCAGGAAUCCAAGAACACCACCACUCCGCCGGACACCACCACUACUGUGACGCCACCGUCGACCUCAACCACGAGCACCACAACUGAAAAGACCACGACGACGCCACCAAUUACCACAUCGACUGAGAAGACCACAACUUCCACUACUCCAGCCAGCACCACCAGCAGCACCACUCCGGCCAGCACCACCAGCAGCACCACUCCGGCAACGACCACCACCACGCCUGGAACUACAUCUACGACCACUCCGUCUCCGAACUCGACCACAACUACGCCGCCGCCACACACAUCAACCACUCCGGCGCCGAAGCCCGUGCCGUGCGGUCAUUUCGAUGGAUCCUCGUUCAUUGGCGGCAUUGUGCUGACUCUGGGCCUGCUCGCUAUCGGCUUAGUGGCCUACAAGUUCUACAAGGCCCGCAACGAGCGCAACUACCACACCCUUUGAGCCGCCACCGCCUUUACGUCGGCCUUCAAUGCGGCAGCCGGAGCUGCGGCGGCCAGCAGCAGUGCCGCAUCCACGGAUGCGGAGCGCGUGCGGUUUGUCCAGCCUUCGAUACCGCUAAGGUCGCCGCCAACGCAGCCGCCACCACCACCACCCACCCACAUGGGUGGCAGUGGUGGUGGUGCGGCUGCAGCUCCACAAAACUGCUCGCCGUCGGCCCGAGAUCGGUUGCUGCACACGUAAUUUAAAAGCGGGGAGCCACACCAUAUUACCCAAUAUAAUUAAUAUCCAAAGAGAUGCCCCUAUACCCCGAUUCCCCAACAAAACACACACACACACACAGAGAUACAAACGGCAGUCAAGUAAAGUCAGUUCUUAAAUUGAAACGAUAACCCCCUGAGCGGAUUUAAUACGGGCCCAGAUAGUAGGAGCAGGCUCUACAUUCUUGAAUUACUUCCCUUAUCUCAGUCAUACAGAAAAUGUAAAAACAAAGUAAAUAUUUUUCCUUUAAUGCAUUGCAUUCAAUAUGUAAGGGUACGGUUUUUUGCAAACAUCAGUUUAUCAGCAACUUGAGCGGAUGUUCAACGCCUUAUAUAAGAGGAGUCCGGGGAGCCUGUCACAGGGUCUUCCCAGGGCGACCAUGAACCGAGAAAUGAGUUAUGAGAUCGAAACGAAACGAGACGAGAGGAGUAAGAACAAAUAACAGCAAAUAUGUGAGACUGCUUGAUAGCGAGAAAGUGAAGAGAUCAGAAAGUGGAAAGCGGCUGGCGACGGCUUUGUUUCUGUAAUUCAUAGGGAGCUACGAAAAGGAAAUAUAAAUUUUUAUUAUAUUUACACAAUUUUUGAAUAACUAAAAUCGAUUCAUUCUAGGAACUAAGAAUACAUAUGUACUACCUAAAACCGAGCUAAACACAAUGGGAAACGCGUUUCAAUUUUCUCAUUUAAUGUGCAUUUUUUCUCCGGUCUUUGCCCACUUGUUCUAUCGAUUCUGCUCACCCCGCCAUUCCCGGGGUCCGUAGUAUUGCAAAAAAUCAAUAUAGCUACUAACGAUGCACAGCAACAGGAUUUACGGAUUGCCGUGCACGGUUGAUAUGCGUUUAUAUGCGAUAUAAACAAAUGUACACAUGUUUGUAUACUGCUGAAGUAGAUUUUGAUUCGAGAUUCGAUGAAAGCCCCAUGUUAAUGCAUACACGCAAAUGUUGAAUAUUUUGUACUAGAAUGGAAACUAUACAUAUGAAUUACGUUUACCUAACCAUACCGCGCUUGCUGUUGGAUUAAUACACAUUUGAAGCUACAAAUCGAUCACAUAAGCCCGUCAAGUUUACGCAAAUGAACGAAAACUCUGUUGCACAUGAAAAUCUAAUAAGUAUAUAAGCUAAAGUAACCAAUCAAUGUAUAUCCAGUAAAUCACUCAGCCGGCUUACUAAUAAUAUAUAUAUUUAUAUAUAUAUAUCUAUGUCUGUAUAUCGUGUACGAUAAUAAAUAUUUUAAAAAUUU
Messenger RNA from Drosophila melanogaster (fruit fly), 2273 nucleotides. RefSeq names its product visgun (gene vsg). The coding region runs from base 228 to 779 and encodes 183 amino acids. Lineage: Eukaryota; Metazoa; Arthropoda; Insecta; Diptera; Drosophilidae. Gene Ontology annotation, cellular component: membrane. The transcript is spliced from 2 exons. The record is from RefSeq and is marked reviewed.